AUCGAUUGGCGCUGACGACGACGGCGGCGACGACGAAUUCGAAUUUGGCAUUUGUUUCCACUCGCAAGUUGCAGUUGCAGUGUGUGCUGUGCUGUGCUGUGCUUUCUGAUUUUACACGGUUCGUCGUCGUUUCUUAUCCCGUGUAGGCAGCCAACCCGUGGUGACAUUUGCUGUUGUCGUUGUCGUUUAUAUACGGCGUACAGACAUCGAAUUGGUUAGACGGUGGCGCUAACUCAAUCUGAUCGAAAGUUAAUUGCAAAUCAAUCUUUUGAUUUGACUUUUAAUCAUUUUCUACAAGCUUUUUUUAAUAAAAAAAUUUAAAAAAUGUCUGAGGCGGAGUACGACAAAGAUCAAUUGAGAAUUCUGCGCAACGCUUUCAAGGCUUUUGAUCUGGAUGGCAGCGGUCAAAUCGAUCAUUCCGAUGUCUCCGCCAUACUGGAGAUUAUGGGCCAAAAGCUAGAACCACCAGCUGUGAAAGCUCUGAUUAAGGAGGUGGAUAAGGGCACAUCCACUAAAUUGAACUUCGCUCAGUUCUGUAAGCUGGCUGCACGUUUCAUCGAGGUCGAGGAGGAUGUGGGCGCCCUGCAGAAUGAACUGAAGGAGGCAUUCCGAGUGUACGACAAGGAGGGCAAGGGCUAUCUGACGGUUGCCACACUCCGAGGCAUUCUCCACGAGCUGGACGACAAAAUAUCAAAUCAGGAUUUGGAUAGCAUUAUUGAGGAAAUCGAUGCUGAUGGCUCAGGAACGGUUGACUUCGAUGAGUUUAUGCAAGUGAUGACAGGUUAAGCUCUGGAGUACAAAAUAUUCAAAAUGACAUUUGAAAAUUGGCUGAAUAAGAUACCACUGUUUUGUGUUUGAACCACAGUUGAAAAAAUUGAGAAAUAUAAUAAUAAUUUGUGAAUUAAUACGUAUACAUAAAAUAUAUUCCGAAAGUGCAAUAAAUAUAAGAAUUAUUAUCAAGAGUUAUUUAAA
Molecule: messenger RNA, 972 nt
Organism: Drosophila grimshawi
Lineage: Eukaryota; Metazoa; Arthropoda; Insecta; Diptera; Drosophilidae
Gene: TpnC4
Product: troponin C, isoallergen Bla g 6.0201
Exons: 6
Coding region: 325-786 (153 amino acids)
Molecular function (GO): calcium ion binding; enzyme regulator activity
Source: RefSeq, a predicted model, not a curated record